This is a messenger RNA of Callorhinchus milii (elephant shark), 1705 nucleotides long. RefSeq names its product DNA fragmentation factor, beta polypeptide (caspase-activated DNase) (gene dffb). Gene Ontology annotation, molecular function: DNA endonuclease activity. The transcript is spliced from 7 exons. NCBI's taxonomy places the organism in Eukaryota, Metazoa, Chordata, Chondrichthyes, Chimaeriformes, Callorhinchidae. Gene Ontology annotation, biological process: apoptotic process; apoptotic DNA fragmentation. Bases 73 to 1131 code for a protein of 352 amino acids. The record is from RefSeq and is a predicted model, not a curated record. Gene Ontology annotation, cellular component: cytoplasm; nucleus.
GUGGGGGGGCUCUACAAUUCCUGGAGAGGGGAGUGGGGGGGGGGGUCCGAGCCCCCAGACUCGGGCUGAUUGAUGGGUCAGAACAUCAGCUGUUGGGAACAAAGAACAGAGGAAUGCAACAGAGCAGAGAGGAGAGGAGCAGAGUUACUGAGAGACAUGAAGACGUGCAAAGUGCGAAGUCCAGGGAGCAGCAAAAGAUACGGGAUCGCAGCUCAAAACCUUCAGCAAUUGCUGGAGAAGUCAUGCAGGAAGUUUGAGUUUGAGCCAGUGGAUGCCUACAUCUGUGCAGCUGAAGAUGGAACGAUAAUUGAAGAAGCAAAUUUUGCAGAUUUGAAGCAGAACAGUGAGCUGGUCAUUAUGAGGAAGGAGUCUCAGGGGGUCGGAGUGACUUUUCAUUUGGAGCAAUUAUUGGAUCAAAUGGACGAAAACAACAACAAUAAAUUGAUGGAGGCCAUGAGAGGCAUGUUGACUGAUGAUAUGGCACCAAAGAGGAGAAAGCUGCUCCAGGGUUUCAUUCAAAGUCUGGAUGAAAAUAUUGAAGCCGACGAAUGUGUUAAGGACGGAAAGUGGUUUGAAGGUCUCGAUGAGAGAUUUAAGAGCAAAUCUCAAUACAUGAAGCACAAUUGUAGCUGCAGAAUAAGAGGUUACCUGACGGAGGUUAAGAAAUAUGCCUCCAAAAUGGAUACAAAGACUCAUCAACAGUUCAUUAACACUGUGAAAGAAAUGGAGAAUAUGCUCAGAGAAGUAAAAUUCAAUGGGCACUACUUCAACAGGAGAGAAAACCAGAAGGAACGGCUCUGUGAUGACAAGGGAUGGUUCCAAUGCCAGGGAGCGUUUGAUAUGGAUUCUUGCAGCUCCAAACAUUCAAUCAACCCCUACGCAAACAAGGAAAGCAGAAUUGUCUUCAGCACCUGGAAUCUUGAUCACAGGAUAGAGAAGAAACGAACCAUCCUUCCAGCGCUGGCGUCUGCCAUUAAAAAGUGCAAGACUCGGGAAAUCAACUCCAAGUACUUCUACAGCCUCCUGUUCACGCUGGACAACCUGAAGCUGGUGCAGAUCGCGUGCCACAAGAAAACCAACCACAAGCUCUCUUGCGACAGGUCCAAGUUUUACAGGAAGAGGAAACGGUGAAGUUGAACUCCAAGAAAUGCAACAACAACAACAAUUUACAUGAAGCAAAUCCUCCUAAUAUUCCACAGCAGCGUGCGGGAAUGAUUUCAGCCGUUCCCACUCAUGAACAGAAAUUUUUUUUAAAUCAAAAUGGAUUUGAAAUCGGAGGCCGAAAAUCCCACUUUUAUCUUAGAAUAACGUCAAAAUAUUGGAAAAUUCUUCAGUUUAGUCUUAAUUUGGGAGCUGGUGCUUUAACAAAUUUACUCCCACCCGUUAAUAUUCUUCCUCUUCAAUCAUUCUUUGAAAUAAGUUAUUUAAACUUUUCACAUGAUCAGAAACAAAUGAAUUCUAUAGUGGACUAUUAAUAUUAAGAGCUGGGUGACUUUGAGAGGUUGCGGGGAAAAAAAACAACUACUAUCCUGGAUUCAAAAAAAAUCACACUUGGGGAGGAUUUCUUUGGGAAGUAAGUUGUCUGAACAAAAUCAGCAACAAGACGGAGACGGAAACAAAGACUUUCAAGACUGACACAAGACUUUCUCCCAGUAUCAAAGUCAGCAGAAAUAAAUCAACCAAAAUAAAACUUGAAAUUACCAAA